GGAGGGGGCGUGGUUUCGCAGUCUCUGGGCUGCUCUGCGCCUGCGCGCGCCGGGGUCGGAGGUCGCCGCGCCGUCUGCUGUGGCGGGAAACGCUGUUUGAAGAGGCAGGAUGAAUGGCCAGCGCAGGGCCGGGCCGGGCCCCGGGGUGCCCCCAAAGCGGGCGCGCAUGGGCCUGUGGGACGAGGACGAGACCCCGCAGUCGUUGCUGGACGACGACCUGGCGCUGAUGGAGGAGAUGGAGGCCGAGCACAGGCUGCGGGAUCAGGAGGAGGAGGAGGAGCUGCAGUCGGGCCUGGAGGGCGGCGCGGACGGGCACUUCUCCCCCACGGCCGUCGACCCCCGCUGGCGGCGGCCCACCCCGCCCUCCCUGGACCCCCAGGCCGACCCCCUCGUCUUCCAGCAGUUGGAGAUCGACCACUAUGUGGGUGCAGCCCGGACCCUGCCCGGGGGACCCCCGGCGUCGCCCAACCCGGUGCCCGUGCUCCGCGCCUUCGGGGUGACGGCCGAGGGCGUCUCGGUGUGCUGCCACAUUCACGGCUUCGCGCCCUACUUCUACACCCCGGCGCCUCCUGGUUUCGGGCCCGAGCACCUGGCGGACCUGCAGCGGGAGCUGAACGCCGCCAUCAGCCGCGACCAGCGCGGCGGGAAGGAGCUCAAGGGGCCGGCGGUGCUGGGCGUGGAGCUGUGCAAGCGGGAGAGCAUGUUCGGCUACCACGGGCACGGGCCCUCGCCCUUCCUGCGCCUCACGCUGGCGCUGCCCCGCCUCCUGGCGCCCGCCCGCCGCCUGCUGGAGCAGGGCCUCCGCGUGCCGGGCCUGGGCACCCCCAGCUUCGCGCCCUACGAGGCCAACGUGGACUUCGAGAUCCGGUUCAUGGUGGACGCCGACAUCGUGGGCUGCAACUGGCUGGAGCUGCCGGCUGGGAAAUACGCCCUGAGGCCUGCGGGGAAGGCCACGCUGUGCCAGCUGGAGGUGGACGUGCUGUGGUCGCACGUGGUCAGCCACGCGCCCGAGGGGCCCUGGCAGCGGAUCGCACCCCUGCGCGUGCUCAGCUUCGAUAUUGAGUGCGCCGGCCGCAAAGGCAUCUUCCCCGAGCCCGAGCGCGACCCCGUGAUCCAGAUCUGCUCGCUGGGGCUGCGCUGGGGCGAGCCGGAGCCCUUCCUGCGCCUGGCGCUCACCCUGCGGCCCUGCGCCCCCAUCCUGGGCGCCACGGUGCAGAGCUACGAGCAGGAGGAGGAGCUGCUGCAGGCCUGGUCGACCUUCGUGAAGGCCCUGGACCCCGACGUGAUCACGGGCUACAACAUCCAGAACUUCGACCUCCCCUACCUCAUCCAGCGGGCGCAGACCCUCAAGGUGCCAGGCUUCCCCUUCCUGGGCCGCGUGGCCGGCCUGCGCUCCAACAUCCGGGACUCCUCCUUCCAGUCGAAGCAGAUGGGCCGGCGGGACGGCAAGGUGGUCAGCAUGGUGGGCCGCGUGCAGAUGGACAUGCUGCAGGUGCUGUUGCGGGAGUACAAGCUGCGUUCUUACACGCUCAACGCAGUCAGCUUCCACUUCCUGGGCGAGCAGAAGGAGGACGUGCAGCACAGCAUCAUCACAGACCUGCAGAACGGCAACGACCAGACCCGGCGCCGCCUGGCCGUGUACUGCCUGAAGGACGCGCUGCUGCCGCUGCGCCUGCUGGAGCGGCUCAUGGUGCUGGUGAACGCGGUGGAGAUGGCGCGCGUCACCGGGGUGCCGCUCGGCUACCUGCUCAGCCGCGGCCAGCAGGUCAAGGUGGUGUCUCAGCUGCUGCGCCAGGCCAUGCGGCAGGGGCUGCUGAUGCCGGUGGUGAAGGCCGAGGGUGGCGAGGACUACACGGGGGCCACCGUCAUCGAGCCCCUCAAAGGCUACUACGACGUGCCCAUCGCCACGCUGGACUUCUCGUCGCUGUACCCGUCCAUCAUGAUGGCGCACAACCUGUGCUACACCACGCUGCUGCGGCCCGGCGCCGCCCAGAAGCUGGGGCUGACGGAGGAGCAGUUCAUCAAGACGCCCACGGGGGACGAGUUUGUGAAGGCGUCGGUGCGCAAGGGGCUGCUGCCGCAGAUCCUGGAGAGCCUGCUCAGCGCGCGCAAGAGGGCCAAGGCCGAGCUGGCCAAGGAGACGGACCCCCUGCGCCGCCAGGUGCUGGAUGGGCGGCAGCUGGCUUUGAAAGUGAGCGCCAACUCCGUGUACGGCUUCACCGGCGCCCAGGUGGGCAAGCUGCCCUGCCUGGAGAUCUCGCAGAGCGUCACGGGGUUCGGCCGGCAGAUGAUCGAGAAGACGAAGCAGCUGGUGGAGUCCAAGUACACGCGGGAGGGCGGCUACAGCGCGGACGCCAAGGUGGUGUACGGAGACACGGACUCUGUCAUGUGCCGCUUCGGGGUGUCCUCGGUGGCAGAGGCCAUGGCCCUGGGGCGGGAGGCUGCCGACUGGGUGUCCGGCCACUUCCCACCACCCAUCCGGCUGGAGUUUGAGAAGGUCUACUUCCCCUACCUGCUGAUCAGCAAGAAGCGCUAUGCCGGGCUGCUCUUCUCGUCCAAGCCCGAUGCCCACGACCGCAUGGACUGCAAGGGGCUGGAGGCCGUGCGCAGGGACAACUGCCCCCUGGUGGCCAACCUCGUCACUGCAUCGCUGCGCCGCCUCCUCAUUGACAGGGACCCGGAGGGUGCCGUGGCGCAUGCGCAGGAGGUCAUCUCGGACCUGCUGUGCAACCGCAUCGACAUCUCGCAGCUGGUCAUCACCAAGGAGCUGACGCGCGCGGCGGCCGACUACGCGGGCAAGCAGGCGCACGUGGAGCUGGCCGAGAGGAUGAGGAAGCGGGACCCCGGGAGCGCCCCCAGCCUGGGCGACCGCGUCCCCUACGUGAUCAUCAGCGCCGCCAAGGGCGUGGCCGCCUACAUGAAGUCCGAGGACCCCCUGUUCGUGCUGGAGCACAGCCUGCCCAUAGACACGCAGUACUACCUGGAACAGCAGCUCGCCAAGCCCCUCCUGCGCAUUUUCGAGCCCAUCCUGGGCGAGGGCCGCGCCGAGGCCGUGCUGCUGCGCGGCGACCACACGCGCUGCAAGACGGUGCUGACUGGCACGGUGGGCGGCCUGCUGGCCUUUGCCAAGCGCCGAGACUGCUGCAUCGGCUGCCGCUCGGUGCUCAACCACCGGGGAGCCGUGUGCAAGUUCUGCCAGCCCCGAGAGUCAGAGCUGUACCAGAAGGAGGUGUCGCACCUGAACGCCUUGGAGGAGCGCUUCUCGCGCCUGUGGACGCAGUGCCAGCGCUGCCAGGGCAGCCUGCACGAGGACGUCAUCUGCACCAGCCGCGACUGUCCCAUCUUCUACAUGCGCAAGAAGGUGCGCAAGGACCUGGAGGACCAGGAGCAGCUGCUGCGGCGCUUUGGGCCGCCGGGGCCCGAGGCCUGGUGACCGACUGCGGUGGGGGGCGGGGGCGGAGACAGUGAAUAAAGUUCUGGCUUUUUG
Molecule: messenger RNA, 3487 nt
Organism: Erinaceus europaeus (western European hedgehog)
Lineage: Eukaryota; Metazoa; Chordata; Mammalia; Eulipotyphla; Erinaceidae
Gene: POLD1
Product: DNA polymerase delta 1, catalytic subunit
Exons: 27
Coding region: 110-3433 (1107 amino acids)
Biological process (GO): DNA replication proofreading; nucleotide-excision repair, DNA gap filling; DNA-templated DNA replication
Cellular component (GO): delta DNA polymerase complex
Molecular function (GO): DNA binding; 3'-5'-DNA exonuclease activity; DNA-directed DNA polymerase activity
Source: RefSeq, a predicted model, not a curated record